This is a messenger RNA of Sinocyclocheilus anshuiensis, 1044 nucleotides long. Its product is annotated as YEATS domain-containing protein 4-like. The record is from RefSeq and is a predicted model, not a curated record. Bases 185 to 769 code for a protein of 194 amino acids. Lineage: Eukaryota; Metazoa; Chordata; Actinopteri; Cypriniformes; Cyprinidae. The transcript has 6 exons. Gene Ontology annotation, biological process: regulation of DNA-templated transcription.
UGAAAUUUGACUCGCAACCGAACCGAAGACGGAAUCCUAUGAGCGCUACAUACAGAGCCUUUCUUCAUAGAGAAACAUGUAUUUUGUGCUUAAUGGCAGUUCCGAACAGUAAUUCAGUUCCGCUCCAAACUGUACUCAUUUCGUAGAAGCCAAUCCGAGUAAAACACUUGACUCUCUGUGUACUAUGUUUAAGAGGAUGGCUGAAUUUGGCCCAGAUUCGGGGGGUCGGGUGAAGGGAGUGACUAUCGUGAAACCUAUCGUGUUUGGAAACUUUGCACGAUAUUUUGGCAAGAAAAUAGAAGACGAUGGUCACACUCAUCAGUGGACAGUUUAUGUGAAGCCUUACAGAAAUGAGGAUAUGUCUGCUUAUGUCAAAAAAAUACAAUUCAAACUGCAUGAAAGUUACGGGAACCCUUUAAGAGUGGUUACGAAGCCUCCGUAUGAGAUUACUGAGACUGGAUGGGGAGAGUUUGAGAUCAUCAUAAAGAUCUUCUUCAUCGAUCCAAAUGAGAGACCGCAAGACCCUACAGCCAUGAUGCAACAGCUCCUGAACACCACCAGACAGCUGACGUUAGGUGCCUACAAACACGAGACCGAGUUUGCAGAGCUGGAGUUAAGAACACGAGAAAAAGUGGAAGCGGCGAAGAAGAAGACGAGCCUGGAGAUCUCAGAGCUGAAGGAGCGACUGAAAGCCUCCAGAGAAAACAUCAACUUCCUGAAGGGAGAGAUACGCAGACUGGAGGAGGAGGACCAGAUGAAGGAUCACUGAGGACUUCAGCAUCAUCAGACGGCUGUCCUGUAGCGGGAUGGUGAACACAAACACGCGGGAUUUAGUGGACUGAUCAAUUCACAUUUCUGGUUGUUGUCCAGAUCAUCAAAAUAUGUGCAAAUACGAACCUUUGUAGUUCUCACUGACUUGUUUUGUAUGAAUACAUUUUUUUUUUUUUUUUACAAAUAUUGUCUGAUUACUGUCCAGUUUUAUUUAAACAUUUUUUUAAUUAAAAUAUUUAGUUUCAAGCAGCUUUACUAAAUAUGAUCCCUUAA